Messenger RNA from Blepharisma stoltei, 1886 nucleotides. Lineage: Eukaryota; Ciliophora; Heterotrichea; Heterotrichida; Blepharismidae. The record is from the annotation of a GenBank genome assembly.
AUGUCGAGAUGGAGAGAAGAACCUUGUGGUAGGAAAUUCACUUUUUCAGAAGAAGCUUCACAAGUUACCAAAGUAAAAGGAAGUGGAUGGGGCAACGCAAUUUGGUCUGAAGACUACUCAGAUGGUAUGCAUUAAAAUUGCGUUUGAGCCAAUCUAUUCUCUUAAAACCUGCAGAUAAACGACCCAAAAAGGAGUAGAACUGGGAGAGAUGGCGACAAGUGGCUGCGUUUAAAAAACAUACCUAGGGGUAUCAUAGGGAACUUCUUAAUAAUAUUAACUAAAAAUACUCUGAUGGUACAGUGAGUAUCAAAUUCAAGAUAGAAUCUGAUGGAAACUCUGAGCAUUGGUACAUUGGAGUUUAUAGGACUGAAAAGGAUGUCCAUGAUUAUGACCUAGAUGAAUACAUAGGGUGCGAGUGUCCUCAUGAUGUAUGGAGUUGGAAAAGAAGUGGAGAAAUUCACAAGAAAGGAUGGUCCAAAGAUGGGUUCGAAGGAUUUAAGAAGGGAGAUGAAAUCACAAUGUUUAUUGAUAUGAACUUAAGAGAACUGACUUUCUUUAAUGGAGCUUUUGAAGUUUUCAAGUUCACAGGGCUUGCUUCUUCAGUCACCCCAGUGGUCUGCUUUGGUGCUUUGAAUCAAGUCAUUACUGUGCUCAGUGUUGAAAGACUCGCUGGGUCAAAAACUCUUUCUGAAAGAAGUUUGGACAUUAUCGGAGACUCAGUCUAUUUUUGGUUCCCAGUUCAUAAAACUGGUAUAUCUUCUAUAGGCUUAUAGUUCGUUAGAAAUAGUUUAAAUAAUGGUCUUCAUUUAUAGCAAAUCUUCUUGAAAUGGUAUAAUAUUAAGCAUUUAUGGGAGAGCAAUCAGAAUGGAGCUUCACUCAACGCGGAUAAAACGACUGUCACAAAUUCAACAAGUGAUAAAACUUACCAUGAAACAGAAGCUGAAAUGAGACACGGAAAAUACUAUAUCGAAGUCUCUGUUGAAUCCAAAGGAUCUGUAGGUGUUGGAUUUACCAAGAAGAGCUUGAUCAAUGCGAAUACUAUUGAAGGAAAUGAACAAACUGUAAUUUAUUAUAGCAAUGGAAAAAUUGGUAACACUGACAGCGCCAGCUAUGACCAAAAUGACGUCAUUGGUAGCUAUAUCGAUUUUGAUAAAAAUGAAAUUGCCUUUUAUAAGAAUGAAAAAUUGCUAGACACUGUUCAAACUCCUCUUAAUAUCGAAGACUCAGAAGAUUGCUUCAAAUUUAUUGCUGUCUUAACAGAAGAAAACCAAAACUUAUCAAUCUGUAACACAGGAAAAUACCCUGCUGGUGUUGAUCUUAUGAUAAUCGACUCUGAGCAAGAAAAUAAUUUCUGGGGAUAUAAGUUCACCUUAACACCUAUUUUCAAGGGAAGAAACAUCAAACACAUUGAUUCCUAUUUGACCUUUGCAUCUGCUGGGGACAGAGAAAAUUGGAGAAAAAACUACAAGCCUACUUAUUCCAAGUUUUUCAAAGAUGGCAUAGCGCAGCAGUUUAUUGAAUUCAUGGAUAGAUACCUUGAUGCCAAUUCAAUUAGUUUCGAUAGUAUGCUGAGCAACACUGCAUUGAGUAUUUCUCCAGAAGAGUUAAUCUUUUAUCCAGACUUACAAACAUUAUCAGAGGCAGAGCUAUUUAACUUGAAAAAAAUUUUGUUUAACUUCUGCUCAAGAUUCCAAAAUUACUUCUAUCUGUUUGAUUUGCACACUGAAGCAGACGAGCCAGAAAACUCUCUAAUGAAGUUUAUUAAGAAGGCUAAGUAUUAUUUAUUAUCAAAAUUCAAGAAAAAAAAAUUGAAACCCAUCUUUAUUAGUCUAAAACUGACUGCAGAAUUGACAUUACUAUUGAUAAAGCUAAAUCACAAGAACUAA